Andrographis paniculata is the source of this 1946-nucleotide messenger RNA. RefSeq lists its product as uncharacterized. The transcript has 8 exons. The record is from RefSeq and is a predicted model, not a curated record. NCBI's taxonomy places the organism in Eukaryota, Viridiplantae, Streptophyta, Magnoliopsida, Lamiales, Acanthaceae. Bases 27 to 1637 code for a protein of 536 amino acids.
UACUGUCAGUCCAAAGAUUUCCAUCCAUGGCUACAUCCGCCUUCAGGUCCACCUCAAGGAGAGCCGCCGCCGCCGCCGACCCCAAACCGCAUCCGCGGCGGCGCUCCCACAGUGUCAGCGCUGUUUCUCGGAAAACUCACGCUCAACUUGAUACCGACACUCUGAGUUCCACCGAAUUUUCCAACAGCAGAGAUAACCCCCUUUUUUGGGUUCCAUCUCAUUCGCCGACGGGCGGUGAAGAUGGGGGGAGGACAGGCCAAGCUCUUUCCAGUAAUGCCAAGCAAUUGGCGGAUAGAGCUACCAGAAUCGCCAAUGGAAGUAGCAACUCCGAUAGAGAACGGCGAGGUCGUUCGAUCACGCGGAGUGGCAAUAACACGAACGGGAUCGGCCGCAGCCUCUCGAGAGUUCGAGGGCGGUCCGUGUCUAGAGAUCCUUGUACAAGAGCUCUCGAGAACAAAAAAGAGCAGGAUAUUCUCACAUCCACCAUGCAUACAAGCAGAAACACAAUAAAGAAGAAUAGUAAUGGGAUAAUCAGAACUAAUUCACAAAAUGCUGAAGCAUUUGUGGGUUCGGAAGAUGGUUCUAGUUGUUGUUGGCAAAUUCCAAAUUUGGAGGACGGGGUUUCAGUAAGUUCAUUAUCAGAAGAUGAAGAGAAAACUAUUAAACCUGUACCCGAAGAUUUCAAUUCAAUGGGGGAGAAAUGGGUUGGAGGUGUACCACCCAAUCAAAUAUAUGAAACUGUUCAAUCUGAAGUGAGACGAGCUAUAACAGAUAUACAAAAUGAUCUUGAGAGGGCUUUUCAAAGAAAUAAUGGCAGCACAGUUUCAGCUACAAAUGUUGCCAAUAUGCUUUCAGGUUUUGUGGAUUCUGAGGCUGUUGAUUUUGUCACGGACAUCAGGAGGGAGUAUGCCAUGAAACUAGAAGAGUCUGAAGAGCGUGCAAGAAAACUUAGAGCAGAUCUUGCCGUUGAAGAGCAUCGUGGGCAGGAGUUGGGUAGAAUGCUCAAGGAGAUAGUUCCCCAUCCCAACUCAUCUGGUAUGCAGAGGUCACGUCGAGGGAGAAGGACAAGCAAUGAGAGAAAGCGGAUGUCGAAAUGUCUCAGUGAAGAAGCCAUGGCAUAUUUUGAUGAGUGUGUGUCCUUGUCAACCUUUGAUAGUUCCGACUUCUCUGCACCAGAAGACCCACUCUGCACUUCAGCUGCAGGCACCUUACCAUUGGGGGCUUCGUCUCUAGUUAAAGAAAGCCCAAGUACCUCGUGUAGUUAUGAGCAUGGUACCGGCCCUCAUCUGGAUCAGCCAUGCGGGUUCUAUGAUUCUGGACAGACUUCCAACGGUGCUAGCUCCAUUCAAGGAUUCAGCGAGCCGUCCCAAUUCUCAUUCGCUCCCACUUCACGCCCAGAAAGCUCCGGUCCUCAACUAGAUAUCAAGAGUUGCAUCAAGAUCUUCGAGAGAGGAUCUUGCAAAGACAGCAGCUCCAAAGCCGUGCCAUCCCACUACGACGCAGGAGAGUACAAGGCAUACCAGCACAUGGAAAACAUCCACAUCGAGCGGGUAGUCAACAGCAGCAGAAUUCGAUCGGGCAGCUUGCUUCUCUGCAGCCCAUUGUUGCUCCCUUUUGCUUCUUCAGCACUGCUGUAGAAAUUGGAACGACAGUAAGCUUCAAGAUCAAGAACCUGUUUAUGGUUAGUUUCUCUCUCUUGAGCUGUGCAAUGGUAAGCAAAGAUUUUUUUGAAUUUAUAACACACACACACACAAAAACAUGUUUGUUAUGAAUUAUGAUUGUGAAAGUUGCAUGGAGAGAUGACAGUGAGUGGAUUGUCUUCUCUCUCUUGAAAAAUGCUGUAUGUAUUUGUCUGUUUGUUUGUUGGUCAGAAAAAUUGAAGUUGAAGAAGGUGUAUAUGCAUACAGGUAUAAUAUUUAAUGUAAUUGUUUUUUAGUGUUGUGUUA